Thrips palmi is the source of this 8179-nucleotide messenger RNA. It is a transcript of the gene Ac13E, whose product is annotated as adenylate cyclase type 9. The record is from RefSeq and is a predicted model, not a curated record. NCBI's taxonomy places the organism in Eukaryota, Metazoa, Arthropoda, Insecta, Thysanoptera, Thripidae. Gene Ontology annotation, biological process: adenylate cyclase-activating G protein-coupled receptor signaling pathway; intracellular signal transduction; cyclic nucleotide biosynthetic process. The coding region runs from base 353 to 4564 and encodes 1403 amino acids. The transcript has 17 exons. Gene Ontology annotation, molecular function: adenylate cyclase activity.
UGACAGACACGACAGACAUGGCUGCCGCCCGCUGCCCCCCCAUUGGAUCAGUGACUGGGAUUUCUAUCCCUUUUCCUUCUUUGACAGUGUCUGGAAAACAAUAACACAAACCAUCAUGGAUCGUUUUUGAUUGUUUGAAGUUUGUGACGAAGAUUACCAUGUUUCUAGUGCUUGACAAACAAUAAGCAGUGAAGCCAAGGAAAGUUGUUCUGACAUCACCGCGUUCACCCUAGGCCUAAAUGUUUAAUUUUUCCAUUGGGGGCCUUGGAACUUGUUGGAGGUUGGGGCAUAAGAUCUAUGAGCAGUUUUGUACAGCAACAACAGCAUCCUUAAACCUGGGUGUCACUGAAAAAUGUCUAGCGGAAUAAGUCAAGCCAGUCAAGCAGCUGAAACAUCAGUCAGUUUCACCAGAACCCAAGUUCCUGAAGACAGUGAAGAAGAUGAUAUCCAAAUCACUUUGGCACCGUACAUACAAUCUUACCUGGCUUACAGUGGAAGUCGUGUUGGUUGCUGUGGCCUGUGUUUGCCUGUUCCAUUUGAACGUGCAGCACAUCGCUCCUGGUGGGACCCUCGAUUUGAUUCUGACAUCCUCGAAGGACAGUACAAACGCAGCUCAUUUCCUCAAAUACGAUUAAGGUUCAGAUACGCACUCCUCUACAUUCUGCUGGUUUCACUGUCGUGGCUUUUGUAUUUCCUGGGCACCGGCAUCCAAGGAAUAACCUCAUCAGAAUGGCCUAUAAUCUGUGGGACCUUUGCAGCCUUAGCUGCUACUACCGCAACUGUUUUGGGCCUUACCUACACAGAGUAUUACAAAAAAAUUCACCUGCCUAUCUCAAUUAUUAUAUCUCUUAUCAUUUGCUCCUUCUCAUUAUUUUUUGUCUGGAGUACUACUGCUUUGGACAUGACCCCCGUUGGCCAGUUUUCUCUUUGUAUUGAAAUACUAUUAUUGAUUUACACUGUGAUUCCUCUGCCGCUGUAUGUGUGUGUGGCGAUUGGUGGAGCAUACUCAAUAGUUUUUGAGUGCCUAACGGCUCAUCUUGACUCAGGCCCCUGUUUGAAAUUUAAUGUGCCUGAUGCAGCUGCUGCAGAGUUAUCUCGCUACGAUAGGUUUGGCCUUCCCAUUCGCAUUGUUCUUCAGCUCUGUGUGCAUGCCAUUGGCCUCCACAUCCUUAUUAUGACUCAUGUUCGUAUGCGAGGCACCUUCAUGAAAGUUGGCCAGUCCCUCCUUGUGCGCAAACAGCUUGAAAUGGAAAAACAAUUGAAAGAAAAGAUGAUUCAGUCGGUGAUGCCUCCCAAAGUGGCUGCAUGGCUUUUGCAAGAAGGCUGUCUUGGAGAUGAUGAGGCAGCUAGUGCUGAUGGUCACAAGAGAGGUUCAAGCGGAGACAUAAGAUCUUUAUUCAGACCCUUUAAUAUGAAUGCUAUGCACAAUGUUUCAAUUCUGUUUGCGGACAUCGUUGGUUUUACAAGAAUGAGUUCCAAUAAAAGUGCUGAAGAAUUGGUACAAAUUCUUAACGACUUGUUUGAAAGAUUCGACGAACUAUGUGAAAUUCAUGGAUGCGAAAAAAUAUCGACCCUUGGGGAUUGUUAUUAUUGUGUAUCAGGUUGCCCAGAGCCUCGACCAGAUCAUGCCAAAUGUUGUGUUGAGAUGGGAUUAGGCAUGAUAGAAGCAAUACGGCAGUUUGAUGCAGAAACACAUGAAGGUGUCAACAUGAGAGUUGGGAUACACACUGGCACUGUACUCUGUGGAAUAGUUGGAACGAAGCGCUUCAAGUUUGAUGUCUGGUCCAAUGAUGUUUCUCUUGCUAAUAGAAUGGAAUCUACUGGAAAACCUGGAAGAGUGCAUAUUUCAGAGAAAACAAGAAAUUUCCUUGGUGACAUGUACAUCCUAGAGGAGGGAGAAAGCAUACACGACAUGAAAUCGUUCUUCAUUUUGGGGCGCAGAGGAGAUAAGAUCCUUCAAGUUGCGGAAGGAAAAACCAAGUCGCACACCACUUCCAAUUCCUCCACCCCCACCAAAGUUGUCUCAUUGCCUUCCCCUCGAGCUCCACAGUCAUUGCCGGUUACUCCUGUCCAGGCUGCGUCUUCCAAACAACCGUCCCCGCCACCUAUACCCACUGUUGAAUCUGUUCACAACUACUAUCAACGAAGAGAUCGAGUUUAUUCUUGCCAUGUCACAAGACCAUCAAGGCCCUCGACUUAUCUUGCCCUUGCUCCUUUGGAGGCCAAAGCUAGUUCUUUACCAAGUAUUCUUGAUUCUGAUGUAGACGGCGACGCUGAGAGUAUGGAAGCUGGAAAGGCCUCUGCCCGACUUCCCAAUCAUCGGACCAAGAAAUUUGUUAAGAAGUCUCCCAUUCGGACUCCUCCAAAAAUUAGUCUUGACCCACAACAUUCUCUGAAGACCCAAGACUCACUAAAAACUGGAGAGGCUUCUUCUCUUAUUGGUGGUGUUCAUCUGGAUGUGGCAAAUGAAGAUCAGCUAACAAGGUGUUACUCUGUUAAUUCACGGAAGGAUUCUGGAAUAAGAAGUAACAGUCGUCGCAGUAGCAUUCAACAACAAUUGUUUGUCAUGAAUGGUAUUACUCAAGGAGACCUUCUGACUCAUAGAGUAAGUGGGUACUACACGUCUAGUCAAUCAACUCUUGACAAUGAAUCCUUGAAUGGAGACCUUGACCACAUGCCAUCUGCAGAUCAUAUGGGGCACUGUUUCCAUCAACUUCGCAAACAGUCUGAUCUUCAACUCAUCCGAUGUGUACAAGAUAAUGUCAAGUCAAACCGCAGCUAUUUUGUAAAGCCUCCUCUUUCUAGUAUUACUCUUUUCUUCCGACAAAAUGAGAUGGAGCGUGAAUACAGAGAUACUGCUCAUCGCAUAUCAGACAGACAUGGUGACUCACCACCAACACUAGCUACCUCACGAUUUAACACCUACUUUGAUAUCUUCAUCUCAGCAUUGGUGUAUUCAGCAAUUGCUAUGUCAUUGUUCUUCCUUUAUGCUGCUUCUCCAAUGUGGAUUGCAGUGUUUGUCACAGCCACUGUCAUUCAAGUAUUUGCUGUAUGUUUGUGUGCCCUGUUGUUGUGGACACCUCUUGGCACUCUCUCUGAUGAGAGCCCCGCCAGUCAGUGCACUGAGGAAGCUUCCACUGGUUCCCACUUGCUGGUCAUAUGCAAGUCACUCGUGGAAAAAUUCUCUGGAUGGUACCCUUGGCAUGUUUGUGGAGCGAUACUGGUAAGCUUGCCAGCAACAUCAGUACUUGCUAAUUUUUCAUGUCCGUCAUUAGCUCUGGGAAAUGAAACACUAGGAAAUGCAGAAACAGCCCAAGCUUCUGCCAUUUUGGAACUUAGUCACGAUUAUUAUUUUAGUUAUGUCCUAUUUUUGAGUAUUGUUCAUUUUUGUAACUUUACUCAAUUGAAUUGCUGGAUGAAGAGCUUUUUGGCUACUCUGACGGGAGUCAUUUUCAUUUCUCUUGUUGCUAGUCAGGUCUGCAGCAGUGUACCUGUGAUUGAUCCCACAGUGCCUCAACAGCCACGUGCCAUUUCUUUUUCUGCCAGUCUGGACGCCAACCAACUAUCUGGGAGUGUUGCGAUACCAUUUAUCACAGCCAAAGCCAGGAUUUCGCUGAAUGAAAGGGCUGCUCGUAGUGUUCAUGGCCUUGAUGUUGAAAACAGUCUCAAGAGAGAGGCCAGAGCAAUUGUCAUUGAAUGUCCUCCAAACAAUCUGCCAAAAGCCAAUUUUCAUGAAGCUGAAAUUUACCUUGAUGUCAUUCUUUUACUUUUGCUUGUGUGGUUCCUCAAUCGUGAGUUUGAGAUUUCAUACAGACUUAGUUUCCAUGGCAAUGCAGUCGCUGUUAGAGACAAGGCCAAAGUUCAAAGCAUGAAAGAUCAAGCAGAUUGGCUGCUUCAUAACAUUAUUCCUCGACAUGUUGCUGACCAGUUGAAAAAUACUGCAAAAUAUUCUGAAAACCAUCACUUGGUGGGAAUUAUAUUUGCUUCCAUUGUUAAUUUUAAUGAAAUGUAUGACGAAACCUACUUAGGCGGAAAGGAAUAUUUGCGGGUCUUGAAUGAAUUGAUUGCUGAUUUUGAUGAGCUGCUUAGCAGACCUGAAUUCUGUAAUGUUACCAAAAUCAAGACUAUUGGAAGCACUUAUAUGGCUGCAUCUGGACUUAAUCCACAUUUUCGUAGCCAAAAUAAAUUCGAACAUCAACAUCUUUUCCAAUUGGUUGAUUUUGCUGUCGCUCUUCAAGGUGUAAUUGACUCCUUCAAUCGGGACCUACUUGAAUUCAAUCUCAUUCUCCGGGUGGGCUACAAUCAUGGUGAUAUAACUGCUGGCGUGAUUGGCACAAGAAAACUAUAUUAUGACAUUUGGGGAGACGCCGUUAAUAUUGCAAGCAGAAUGGACUCAACGGGUGUGCCUGGACGUAUUCAGGUGGGCGAAGACUGUUUGGAGAUUUUAAACAAGCAGUAUGAGUUUGAACAACGUGGUGUUGUCUAUGUCAAAGGCAAAGACAACAUGAAUGUUUAUCUGCUUAAAAGUGCCAGGGGCAAUGAUGUGGAGAUUUCUGAGAGUUGACAGCCCUUUGAUGAACAUAAACUUGCUGUUUUUUUUUGCCUACAAAACGAUAUUUUUAGAUACAUUUCAUGAGAAACACAAAGUUGCCAGCUGUGAUGUUAUGUGAUGUAUUCUACAACCUUGUGUUUCUUUCAAAAUGUUUUAAAAGCUUUAUUUGUUUGGUUCAUCUGGUCUGUAUGUACUACAGGCAUAAACCUAUCUAAAAAUGAAACAAAAAAAAACUAGAUAAAAAACUAACUGGAGAAAGCAACAAGGAAAAGAAAGACUCAAAUUUUCUGAAAGUAAUUAACUUUAUUUGACGGUGUUUGUAAUUAGCAGAGACAUUUAUUUGACCUUGUAUCAAAGUGUACUUCCCAAGGUUGGUGCUUUUUAUACUCAUAUUUUUGCCUAAAGAUACAAAUCUGUUUCGAUGUUUUUAAGCAUCAUGUAUUUUUACUAUUUUUACCAAUUCUAUUGUAACUAUAUCAAAAGAAAUAUUUUUACUAAGGUAUAUGAUGCUAUUCACCAUAUGACCAAUUUUAUUUGUGGAACUUGAAUGUUCUGCAAGCUGUUUGAAACAAUUUAUGUGCCUCUGCAGGUGUAUUUUGCUGAGGUAACUUCUAUAGUUUAUGAAAUAUGUAUCCCUACUGAAUGUUUUAGAGUAUUAAUGGUGCUGUGAGUGUGUGUGUAGAUUGGCCAUGUCUACAGCAAGGCGCCUGCUAUCCUUACUAGUUCUUCUGUUUAAUGAAUUUGAAGGAAGAUGCAUCUUGUAGCAUCACAGACAUUGGAGCUUCCAUAUAAAUUGUCAAUUUUUUUUUCCAAAGUAGUAGCAUUAUUUAAUAUUACGUAUGUUGUUCACUCAUGCUUGUUUCCGUGCAGCUUUGCGGCUUUCUGUUUUGUCAAUCGUUCCAGGCUUUUGCUUCAAUUUCAACUUUUAAAGUUACUAGUUUUCUUUUAGUUUGGAAAUAUCAUUAUUAUCAGCUCAUCGUGGAGCUAAUAAAUUGUUCCUAAUGUCAUUUACUUUUGGCUAUACGGUUACCUGUCUUUGUUUUAUGUUUAAGGCUCUGGUAUGGAUCCUUUGUAAACUUUUGUUUCUUUCAGUGCACUGUUAAAACGAUGGUGUCUUCCAUGAAAUUUCCUUCCUCCCUAUAUAGUUCAAAGUAGAAGGAAAUAUUAAGAAAAUGACUUUUGUACAGUGUACCUGUAGGCUCUUGAUUUGACCUCUAAUAAGCGAUUUAGGUUCUUGACUUCUGUUUCUGUUGUCAGUUGUCUUAAGUAAUAUCUAGCAAAUGAUUUCGUUGCACAUGAAUGUGGACAGAAAUCUUGUGUUCAUGAUAACUUAUUGAAUUUGCAGCAGUUAAUGUGUUUGUUACCAUGUUAUGGGUUGCGGCUGGCAAGGGCGAGGUAAUUCAUAGUCUAGAAUGGGUUUCGACUCUCAGGAGGGCAUAUAAUGCCAUAACUAUAUCAGAGCGAAGUCUUUACUUUAAGGAAAAGUAUUUAUAAAAAUCAGUCAUUUUAUUUUUCCUGUGGGCCAUUUGUUAUCAAACCCACCUUAGUUGUGGUUUUGUUUGUGUUUUGUUUGUUUGUUUUUAAACUUUUGUUGUUGUGCUGUGCUUUGGUCUAUUAAGGGUAGGGAUUUAAUUAUGAGCAGUGAACAAUGUGGAGUUAGUACAGAGAAUUUGUCUCUUCUGCCUAUUUUGUGUUUGUCCUUUUUGUUGUUUGGUGCUGUAUUAUUUCUUUUUUUUUCAAAUUUGUGUUUCUUUGAUGUUUUUUAGAAACAAAUUUGCUAAGCUUGUCUUCAUUGUUGCCCUGUCUUUUCUUUUUUUUCGUUUGAGUGAGAGUACGUAUGUUUGCAUGUGUGUGUGAGUGUGUGUGUGUCAGGCACCAAUUAGCCAUUUGUUAUUUUAUUUUGGAAAAGAAAACAACAAGAUCUCAAUUUUCUUUAAAUCCAUGAGCAGUUGCAACUCGAAACAAAAUGUUACUGCCCUUAAGUCCUAUUCUGUGAGAGAAAUUCUUGUCACAACUCAUGGGACUUUGUUUGACUGCAUCCUGUUGUAAAUCUUGGUAGUGUCUUGAAAUGUUGUCAUUUAAAUUUGCUUGUGCCUGCAAUGUAUGGCAGAACGAUUUUUUACCUGACAGCAGAAACAAAUCAACCAUUUGUACAUUUGAACAGAAUUAUCCAUUCCAGAAGAACAAUCACUUGUGUCAGAGCAUCUCAUUUACUCAUCCUUCUGUCUGAAUUUGAACAAAUUUACAGUAUAAGUAUUUAUUAGUGGAAGAAUGGAAGAAUCAGUAUUUUGGUUGUUAAGGUAUCUUGUAUAUCUUGGUACUCUUUCUUUUCAAUGUUGUUAUGCAUCAUGUUUUGUUUGAACACUUGCAUUUUUCCAUUUUAAAUGUUGUGACAAGCUGAAAUAAUGUAGUUAUUGGUUGGAACCUGAAUUGUUUGCAUACAUUUCAGAAUGGUGGAAAUGUUGUUCUGUACAUGCACUUUCUUUAAAUUUAUGUGGCUUAUUUGUUUUCCCAGUCACUUUUAUUUCCUUUCUACUGAAAACUUAGUGAUUUUAUGAACAUUCUUUUCUCCUUUUCAAGUCAUUUGUCAGUAAGUUACCUAAUUUUGUUGCAUUCAGUGCGGUGACGUUCCUUUCUAGUAAUGAGGCAUUCCGGUUACUGUAUUUAUUAAUAGUUAAAUAUUUCCUUGAUUGUGAUUGCAACAUCAGUUGCUACAACUUUUAUUUUAUUUUGUGUAACUCCCAUUACAAUAUGUAGGUGAAUCUUUUUGUAUCUAUUACUUUGUAUAGUUAUUGUGUUCCUAUAACGGAGAGCCAUCAGACUAUAUUCCCCGUUUUGUUUCUUUCUUUUUUUUUAUGUCUCAUUUGGAACAAGUGUUUCAGUAUAUUUCAACACAAGUUAUCCAUGCACUUUCCUGAUAUCGGCUUUAAUGCAGUUUUAAAUUAUAAUCUGUCAAUUGGAUUUUAUCGCUGAAUAUUUUACAUUCUUAAUUAUUGAAUUCUAUAUUUGAGUGCAUGAGCAGUAUAAUGCUUUUUAGUGUGUAGUUGUGUUUUUAUUACUAUUUUAGUUCUUUCCUUUCAAAAUCUGUAACUUUAUUCGUAUAUCUCAUGAUUCCUAUAUUGGAGUACUGAUAAUGCUAAUGUUGAUAUUUGAAAUCUGAUGAUUUGUAAUGUGACGGAUGAGUUACACUGAAAGAGGAUGGUAUAUUUAUGUUGAGGCCCCAAUAUAUUUUAUAUACCUUCAUUAUAUUAUUACAAUUUACAGUGCUGUGUCGAUUACUGUUAUGGAAAACAAAACAUAACGUUGGAAAUAGGUCCUAUAAAGGUUACUUGUACGUUAACUGCUUCCUGUUUAAAUGAUUAAAAUAACUAACUUGCUUGCUUGCAUGCUUGUGCAGAAAACAUAAGAAUUUUUUUUUCAAGGAUCGUUAACAAGAGUAGGUAUGUGGAUUUUUAUCUGUAUGAUUGAACUGUACAAAUUCAAUGAACUACUUUAAGCUAGAAAAAAGGUAUUUCUCAAACUGACUACCAGGUCUCAUCAGGAGUUAUUUAAGACAAAAUUUCACUCGCAUGUGAUGGAAACUUUUCAAUGAAUCUAAUAAACGUCGUACUGUGCUGCGUAACAAUU